GGCCCAGCGGAAGAUCUCGCCGUGGUUGCACGUCAUCUUGUGGUCGCUGAGGAACUCGACGACAGCCAGGAUCCGCAGCCUCUGCUCCCGGCUGAUGGUGGGGCGCUUUUUCUUGGUGGCUUCCUCCAUUGUGCCUGUCGUCGGUUGGAGUUCUCUUUUUUUUGUCCGUAGCAGUGAGAUUGAGUGAGGAAACAUUGAAGAGUGCCGUUUAUUUUUUUGCGACACACGGAUGUUAAGCAUGCCUGGUCGCGCUUGGCGUAAGGCCUUGCAUCGGGUGGGGCGCUGAUCGGCUCCUCAUUGGCCACGCCGCCCUGGUGGUGUUUCCCUCAAUUUCCAAGCGUCUAAUGCCCGCCUAUCCCUGCCAGAAAUGGGCCGCAGCUGCAAUCCUGCGAUGCGGCGCAGUGCCGGUCAGCCAGUGAUCGGCCUUCGAGAUGUUGACGAAACGGCCUGGCUUGCUUCGGUGCUGUGAGGCGCAAUCUCUGGCGGCAAAAACACACUGGGUGCUGCCCCUGGGUGCUGCCCCUGGGCCCCCAGAGCUGUCGCAGUGAGCCGCUCUGCAGAGGAGGGGGCGGUCGGAUUUCACUAAGCCGCUUCCUUCCAGGUUCCUGGGUUUGCUAGAUUUGCUUGUUCUGCUGACGGCCUGCCCACUCUUCUCUCAAGCGUUAGUAUGCUUGGGACACCCAUUGCUUAUUUCCUGACUUCUGAUCUUGAUUAAAACUUCCCAUCCCAUUCUCUUUUUGUCACGCCCCGCUCGUCACCGACAUUUCGGAUAACCAUCUUGGCCAGGCGCCAGAUAUCGGGGAAGUGUACCGCGAGGAUACAGAGACACCAAGCACCCUCACAGUCAGCAGCUGCCCGCCAUGGCCACCUCGAUCGACCCCAACGCGUGGUACGCCAUCUCGGAGACGCGCGUGGACAACGGCACCAAGCCGCUGGACAACACGCUGCAGACCAUCGCCGGCGGCGGCAUGCGCGUCUGGAGCGGCCAGAACAUGUGGCAGUUCCAGCCCGUCGACGGCGAGAAGGACCGCUACCUGCUGCGGAGCUCCAGCACGGGCGUGCAGCAGCAGCUGGCCGCCUGCUACAACACGGACGAGAUCCACCCCAUGCGUACCCGCGCCUGCAUGACGCGCACUACCUCCGACGACAGCCAGAAGUGGUCCAUCACGCGGUGGAGCAGGUCCGACGGCAUCAACUCUUGGAAGAUCCAGAACGUUGGCAACGGCACCGGCUACGCCCUCGACGUCCACCCCGGCGAUGCCGUUUUUCUCAACUCGGACAUAGAAGGCGAGACCAUCAACGGCCAAAAGGUUGGCGCCCGCGUCGCUCAACACUGGGUCUUUUCCAGCCGCAAAGCCGUCGACGACGGUGCCUUUUCCACCAUCUACUCUAAUACACCAGUUCCCGCUGCCACAGAAACGCGGUCCUCAUCCUCAUCCUCAUCGGGCACGACACGGUCGACAUCCACAAGCACCAGCGGGAGUCCCAACAACGCCCCCGCUUCCCCAACAGACCCCGCCAGCAGGUCCGGCUCAUCCACGCAGCAGGAAUCCACCGGGCUCUCGAGCGGCGCAGCGGCCGGCAUCGGCGUCGGUGCCACCAUCGGCGCGCUCGCCCUCAUCGGCAUACUCGCCUUUUUCUUCUGGAGGCGGCGCAAGGCGGCGCGGCGCGGGGACAUUGGCACGGAAAGCUACUACAAGCCGGGCAGCAGCGCCGGCGGGACCUUGCAGCAGCAGCAGCAGCAGCAGCAGCCGUACCUCGAACAGGGGCAGUACCAGCAGGCCGAACUCUACGCCAAGAGCGGUAGCCCAUUCACGCCGCCGUACGGACAGCAACAGCCUUCGCCGCAGAGCAGCGCCGGCGCCACCGCUUUCGAGGCCCCGACGCCGUACACGACGCACAUGCACGAGGCGCCCGCGCACAUGAGGGAAAUGCACGAGAUGCAGGGUUCCAUGGUCGCCCGCGAGCUGGGUGUCGAUUCCAGGCCUAGCAGGGUCGAGACGGCUGGGAACGAAAAGUUUGCAAGGGGCAGGGGGACCUGAAGGGGAGUGGAGUAUACGUGCAUCGGCUUCCAAGUAUAAAUUAUGGCUGUAUCGAUAUUCGCGGCUGCCUUCAAAUAAUACGACGGGUGCGUGUCCCGCUCAAGUCUUGUCAAACCACCAUGGACACAUCCGCGCCGCUCACACAGAGCACCAUCUUGACCAGGAUCCCGUCCGGGCGCCCGUCACCGGCCUUGUAGUUCGGCGUGUUGAAGGCCGGAUUGGACCGGUUGAAGCCGACGCCGACUAUGCUCCCGCACGCGCGCUUCCACACAAGCCGCGAUCCGAGCAGGAUGGCGAGCGCGGCGUAAGCCGGCGGCGGCCGGGAGGAAGAUGGGUUUGAUAGAGCACACUUUAGAGGAAGUCUCGAGGGAGAGAGGGAGCGGGAGGCAAGACCGCCGCGGCGCGGUCCCAAUACGCCAGCACUCUGCGGAACAUGUCCCCUUUUCAAGGCCAUACAUCUGCAGGACUGGCCAGCCGCAUCUUGUGCUGCAUGGAACGUCACCAGUCCUCGCUUGGCGUGUCCAUAGGAUAGAGUAUCAACGAUUUCCCUUUCCACACCCAUCCCGUUGGGGUUGUGCCCGGGAAGGUCAGGUCGAUCCACUCCUUCAACCAGUGCUCCGACCAGUUGUUAUUAUCGACCUCGACGACAAGCCGGCGCAGAAAGUCCUGGUUGAUUCUGUGGAGGUUCUUUAGAUUGUCGAAAGCUCUGCGUCCCAUGUGGCUCAGGCGAAUCCUGCGCAUGUUUGGGCAGGCGUCGGGCGAGAGGAGAAGCUCAUAGUUGACGACGUACGUUUCCUCGACCUCGAACACAUAGUGUUCAACUCCUCUCCCGUUCCAGAUGUUGCCGACGUCAAGCUCGACCUCCUCGAGGAGCGAAAGGUUGGUGAGCUUGUCGAUCGAGGUCGCUUCCGUCACGUACACCCCCGUUCCGGCUCCAAGGGAGCGCAGCUGCAGCGAAGUCGUCGGUGCUGAUCCUCCGGGCGAGAGGCUGUAGGCAUCACAGAGGCGGUCAAGGAAGCCCCACAUCUCCCAGCUUCCGUUCCCACCACAGCGAACAAUCGCCUGCCUGGCUACGGACAGGCCGAGCUUGCGGAGAUCUGGGCAGUUCCGGAGAAUCUGAACCAGGUGGCGCUCCCACAGAUGCAUGUUACCGUAGAUGUGUUCGAGGACAAGGGACUCCAGGCCAGCGAGGGUGGACAGAUCCUGGGCGUAGAAUAGGCGGCUAUAUUCGAGAGAUUUUUUGCUGCAAUACUUGUCGAUUCCAGGUUUCCAGCCUUGUUCGUUGACGUCCCAAUCACACUCAGCCAGCUCGAAGUAAUCCCCUUCAAUCUCUUCCGGAUACGUGAUGUGGACAGACUUGAGAUUCUGGCACGACUUGAGAGCUUGGGGGGCAUCAUGCGGUAGGGGUUGGCCCGCCCAUCUUCGUGACGGCGGGAUCAGCAUCCGUAGUUCCGACAUGCAUCUACGUCCGCAAUAGCACCAGGCGUGGGCAUACUCACUCAAAAGUUUCCAAUGCCGGCAUUUUCCUGAUCAACUCGGGGGCCGAGGCCACAUCGUCGAGGUUGAAAUCGCCGGAAUUGUCAGGUAACCUGAGCGAGAAGCUCUUGGUGUGGGCGAGAUGCGAGCAUGUCCGCGGCCCAGACAUCCUGCCAGUGGUCCGGAUGUCGCACGCGCGGUACAGAAACGGGCUGAAAAUGGCGUUGAACCGCCGGUUGACGCGGCAGAGCUGGGCGAAGAGGGCCGUGUCGCGGUCCAACUGGUGACCUCGUCAACAGCGGGGGUUCGAGAGGGUGACAUUGCAUGAAAUGCCUGUCUAUCUUACAUUUUCAGCCACGAGGAGAAGCAGUUCGCUGAUGCUAGCGAAGGCCGAGGCGGCAGCGGGGGACGACAUGGUCGGGCGUUCCUUUGGGAACGGGGACGGAAUGGCAAUCAGAGGAUUCGUGGAGAGAAAGUACGUGUGUGUGAUGGGAGUUUGGAGGUGAUGCGAGAAAGCGGGUUGUUGGUAGCUGUCUGCCUUGAUCAAUCAAUGUUUUCACUGCUGCCUGGCAAAUGGCCCAGGCGAUGUCGCUGCCUAACGUGGAUUUUUACAUGCAACCGUCGUCGUGAUUGCAGAUGGGCAAGCCGGGCAGGUAGGCGACGUCGGGAUCAGUGGCAUGCUGUUCUAGGUCGAGGGCGCCACGGCGGGCGCGGUGCUGGUGGAGCGGGGCAUGCGCGCCAGCCGACCUGAGAGCACCGGCUCUAGGGUGGGGCCCAACUGCGAGGCGCCGACAACGACAAGCAAGAAGACAGCCAGGACGAGGAAG
Gaeumannomyces tritici R3-111a-1 is the source of this 4345-nucleotide messenger RNA. RefSeq lists its product as hypothetical. The coding region runs from base 861 to 2042 and encodes 393 amino acids. The transcript is spliced from 2 exons. The record is from RefSeq and is a predicted model, not a curated record. NCBI's taxonomy places the organism in Eukaryota, Fungi, Ascomycota, Sordariomycetes, Magnaporthales, Magnaporthaceae.